This is a messenger RNA of Paraglomus brasilianum, 1314 nucleotides long. Lineage: Eukaryota; Fungi; Glomeromycota; Glomeromycetes; Paraglomerales; Paraglomeraceae. The record is from the annotation of a GenBank genome assembly.
AUGAGUGCACGGAAUACUACUAGAUCUCUCGCAUUUAACAACGAAGUACUCCGCAUCGAUCCGCGAGCCGUAGAUAAGACAACAGGCAGAACGCAACUUCAUCAUAUGGCUAAACGCAAUAAAACACAAAAUGUAGGUCAUUUACUGGAAGAAGGAGCACAUGUGAAUGCGCAAGACCUCAACGGUCGCACAGCAUUACAUGACGCUGCGUGUGAAGGACAUCUCGAGGUUGUCAGUAUUCUGUUGGCAUACGGAGCUGACCCUGAUAUUAAAGAAAAACAUAAACAUAAUACUGCAUUACACGAGGCAGCGAGAAAAGGGCACAAAAAGAUUGUAGAGCUACUCUUGGAGUCUGCGAAUCCAAAAUCUAAAAACGCGGAACACAAGACAGCGUUGGAAGUGGCUAAAACAGCAGAAAUUAAAAAUACAUUGAGACGAGCGAUUAGAGAGGAUGAUGAUUCACCGGAAUUGUCACCGAAUGUAACUCCAUCGCCAAUACCUCCAUCACCAAUGACUCCGUCACCAGUAACACCUUUAUCUGGGAUGCAGUUUCCCGAGUUGUCAUUACCGUCGAAUACAAUGAAUCAUAAGAACAUGUCAUACCCGGAAUUACGAUCGCCAAUCUCUCCGACAAUCGCUGUACAGUCAAUUGGUAUGCGAUCUCCAGGCAUACAGUCUCCGGUUAUGCUCUCUCCCUCAAUUCAGUCCUCUGAGUCCCAGUCUUCUCCUCUCACUCCCGUUGAUCUUCAAGCGGAUUCGGACGCUGAUGAUCUAUCUCCACUCCACCUCGACCACAAGCGAUGGAAUAACCCUAAUGGCUGCUUACCUCUUCACACGAUUCGUCUUUACACAGACUCGUCCGACAUUCUCCAACUAGCCUGUUCAACAAGUUCAUCUUACCCGAAAGAGAAGGCGUCACCGUUUGUCCUGGAUUUCCAAAUAGAACGUUAUCUCGAAAUGUCCUUUGGAUCUUUGGUGAGCAGUUGUCGCGGAUUGACAUAUCGUACUGUCAGUAAUACAGAGAAGGUGAAGUUGUUUUCAGCGGUUAGGUCGUCAUUAUAUGACGAAUUGAUGGUUGGGUGGAACUUUGAGAAAAAGACCAAAAGGCAUCUGAAGAGAAUUUUGUUAGAUGGGCCAGAGUUUGGAUUUGACAAUCAAAGGAGAGACUUUCUGGCCAGGGUUGUUCAUUUUGUCAAGCUUGAAGAUGUAAUGGCAUUAAUCCUCCGAGACUUUAAAUACUUUGACAUACACCAAAUUGCCCAGAUAUCCAUUGAUAUCUGCAAUUCUCAUGAUAUAAUAGCUCAGUCAAUUUAG